Molecule: messenger RNA, 3169 nt
Organism: Dromiciops gliroides (monito del monte)
Lineage: Eukaryota; Metazoa; Chordata; Mammalia; Microbiotheria; Microbiotheriidae
Gene: FICD
Product: FIC domain protein adenylyltransferase
Exons: 3
Coding region: 153-1535 (460 amino acids)
Molecular function (GO): protein binding
Source: RefSeq, a predicted model, not a curated record
GCGGGAUCAAAGAGGGACUAACUGGACUGCCGGGCCAAAACCGGUAGAGGCAGCUGCAACCGGAGGAACGCCACCCGGAGUGUCGGGAACCCCAGAUGCUGAACAACCCCGCCAGUGGUGGCUAUGCUCACAGAGUGCUCUCCUGAGACCAGAUGACCUUCAUGUCGAUGGCCACGGUGGUGGCGGUGGCAGAGCCGAAAUGGGUCUCCUUUGUGUGGGGCCGCUCGCUGUGGGUGGUGGCCCUGCUGGGGGUGCUGCUGGGGUCCCUGCUGGUGCUCUUGCUCCCCCUGGGGGCCGUGGAGGAGCAAUGUUCCCUGCUACGGAACGGCCUCUCCUUGCUGAGGAGCAAGCUCGAAGGAGGACAGAGGAGCAGUCACAGGCACCGCACUCCGAGCACAGGGCUCAGUGUCACCACAGGGGGGAUCAAUCUGAUGGCAGUCAAGCCCAAAGCAUCUGCAGAUGUUAGGCUUGAAGCCCGAGCAGCCUUGAAGCAGGCACUGGAAAUGAAGCGGCAGGGCAAGCGAGAGAAGGCCCACAAACUCUUCAUGCACGCCCUCAAAAUGGACCCUGACUAUGUGGAUGCACUCAAUGAGCUGGGCAUCUUCUCUGAGGAGGAGAAGGACAUUCUGCAGGCCGACUACUUGUACACCAAAGCACUGACCAUCUCCCCCUACAACGAAAAAGCACUUAUCAACAGGCACCGGACGCUGCCCCUGGUGGAGGAGAUCGACCAGCGCUACUUCAGCGUCAUCGACAGCAAAGUCAAAAAGGUGAUGUCCAUCCCCAAGGGCAGCUCGGCGCUGCGCCGGGUCAUGGAGGAGUCUUACUACCAUCACAUUUACCACACCGUCGCCAUCGAAGGCAACACCCUCACCCUCUCUGAGAUCAGGCACAUCCUCGAGACCCGCUACGCCGUGCCGGGGAAGAGCCUGGAGGAGCAGAACGAGGUCAUCGGCAUGCACGCGGCCAUGAAAUAUGUCAACACCACGCUCGUCUCCAGGAUCGGCUCUGUCACUAUCAGUGACAUGCUGGAGAUUCACAGGCGGGUCCUGGGCUACGUGGAUCCCGUGGAAGCCGGGAGGUUUAGGACUACGCAGGUGUUUGUGGGUCAUCACAUCCCUCCCCAUCCUCAGGAUGUGGAAAAACAGAUGGAAGAGUUCAUACAGUGGCUGAACUCAGAGGAUGCCAUGAAUCUACACCCAGUGGAAUUUGCUGCACUGGCCCAUUACAAACUGGUCUACAUUCACCCCUUUGUUGAUGGGAAUGGCCGGACCUCCCGCCUGCUGAUGAACCUCAUUUUGAUGCAGGCAGGCUACCCUCCCAUCACCAUCCGCAAGGAGCAGAGGUCCGAGUAUUACCACGUGUUGGAAGUUGCCAAUGAAGGGGACGUGAGACCCUUCAUCCGUUUCAUUGCCAAGUGUACCGAGACCACCUUAGACAUGCUGCUGAUCGCAACCACUGAACAUGCUGUGGGUUUGCCAGAAGCAAAUCCCAACCAUUCUGGAUGCAAACAGACUAUUCCUGUGAAAACCUAAAUCUGUCCAGCUUGUAAAGGGCAGCAGGGACUCUUGGAGGAAUCGCACAGAAACCUGAGCCUAGAGAGCUAAGCGUUCUGGACCUCAGAAUGUGUCUGGGUUUAGUUUGGGGUGGUUUUUUUUCCUUGAAGAAAAUAAGUUAAAUUAAGUCUUGUCUCUAUAAUAAUUUAUAAGCUAACUAAGCCAAAUUAUUUAUUUUGGGUUUUAAAAGCAGGCUAAAAACAUGAGGCGGUGUAGCCAAACUCUGAGCUGGGCAUUAAGAGCCUUGAGGCUUUUUCCAGGGGUGUCCCCAUACGGGUCCCUGCACAUUCUCUCUGCGUGAAGCCGCCUAGUCUCUGAGACACAGUGUGGACCAGUGUAGAAAGGGGACCGUACUGCCAAGCCAGAGAGUAGGCUACAGGUCAGAACGCAGGGAAGCUAUCCAAGCAUUUGGUGACUACUUCUGAGGGUGUGGCUCUGGUUUUUGCAGAUGCGUGGCAGCUUUCUUGUGGAACGCACAGGUCUGUCUGCCCAGACUGACUUGGUAACCAACUUCUGUCUAAAAAGCAAACUACUGAGAUCUUAAACUGGGGUCCGUUGUAACAGCAGGACCUCAUAUGCCUCAACUGGCUUUUUUUCAAGAAGCCUCUCUGAGCUGCACUUCCCUUCUCAGUUUUGGUGCCAGACAUCAUGUUUCUCUAAGACUAACAGAACCAUCAGCCUGGGUCCCUCAACAUUCUUCCCAGUCCCUUCUUGAAAAGAGGAAUGUGUUAGGGCAGAAGUUGUUUGGAGACCAGACCACUCCAUCUCUCCAUCAAGCUGUGAAUCCAGGACCAUCAGUCUUAAUGUCUUCCCUGACAGAUCACUCCUAAACACAUUCUCUGGAAACAUUUUCCAUAGACAUCAUACUGAGAAAGGACACACCUGGGUCUCUGACACAAGAGAUCAGUGGAGUCUAAUCAGCUGGACCACGCCUCUGGGGCAUAUCUGCUUGCAACCUUCCUUGCGUUGGUCAGUAUCUUUGCCUUUUCUGUGCAAUAUCUUCUCCCAAGCCUUGACUCCACACCCCAUCGUUGUCCCAUUAGCCUUUAGAGAUACCUCAUGCUCAGCACUGGAAGACGGCCCUCACAGUUGGGCCAAGCCCUGGUCCCAAGGCCAUGGUUUAAGGGGCUCCUUCAAUGGUAGCAGAGCCUUUGUCGACAGUGGGUGGUACCAGGGUCCUUUCUGCUUGCUGAAAUCCAUCCUUCUACUUUGUCACUGUGACUCCAUCUAUGUGAUGGUGCCCAAGUCAAGCUUCUGCCUUUUGAACCAAGUAAGCAUUGUCACAAAUGGACACAUUGGAAGCCAGCACCACUUAAUGCAUCCCUUCUACCUUUCUGAAAUGCUAGCUUGGCCCCGACUGAUUGGAAAAGCUAAUUCUCACACAAAAUCCAGAGGUUCACAACCCUAGGAAUUGUUAAAGACCACUGCCAUAAAUUGUUGAAUUUAUUAAACCCUAACCAUACAGUGGAUUUGGUUCUUCAGACCCCCAAGGCUAGCUGAACCACUGGACAAAAGCACUCGUUUUUAUACUACAGAAUGAAUUUGCACUUUAGCUCGAUGUGAAGGAUGUUACUAUAACAAACCACUUAUUCUAAUAAAGUAUUUUAUUAAAU